Messenger RNA from Mobula hypostoma (lesser devil ray), 3149 nucleotides. It is a transcript of the gene cbln1, whose product is annotated as cerebellin 1 precursor. NCBI's taxonomy places the organism in Eukaryota, Metazoa, Chordata, Chondrichthyes, Myliobatiformes, Myliobatidae. Gene Ontology annotation, molecular function: protein binding. Gene Ontology annotation, cellular component: synaptic cleft; glutamatergic synapse. The record is from RefSeq and is a predicted model, not a curated record. Gene Ontology annotation, biological process: maintenance of synapse structure. The transcript has 3 exons. The coding region runs from base 39 to 608 and encodes 189 amino acids.
GCAUAUUGACAUUUUGUGGAACUCGGUGGUCGCUCGUCAUGUUAGAGUUGCUGUUCGCAAUGGUUUGGUUUGCGGGACUCGUGUGCGGUCAGAAUGAGACGGAGCCGAUCGUACUGGAGGGGAAAUGCCUCGUGGUCUGUGACUCGAAUCCCACCUCGGAUCCUACGGGGACGGCGCUUGGGAUUUCUGUGCGAUCUGGCAGCGCCAAGGUGGCUUUCUCAGUCAUCAGGAGCACGAACCACGAGCCUUCAGAGAUGAGCAACAGGACCAUGAUCAUUUACUUUGACAAUAUACUAGUGAAUGUCGGCUCUAAUUUUGACUCGGAGAGAAGCACCUUUAUAGCUCCAAGGAAAGGAAUUUACAGUUUUAACUUUCACGUGGUCAAAGUGUAUAACCGGCAAACUAUCCAGGUGAGCCUGAUGCUGAAUGGCUGGCCAUUGAUCUCAGCCUUUGCAGGAGAUCAGGAUGUGACAAGAGAAGCAGCCAGCAAUGGAGUGUUGACUCAGAUGGAAAAGGGGGACCGAGCCUAUCUUAAACUGGAACGAGGGAACCUAAUGGGAGGGUGGAAAUACUCGACUUUCUCUGGAUUCCUAGUGUUUCCACUCUAAGAGAAAACAACAUUGCAUUUUUUCCUGAACCCUAUACUGUCACAAGAGGGUUGAUAACUUUUUGUUUCCCCAACAGCGCAAGUGCAUCCCAAGGCUGCACAGAAAACUUAUUAUAAAGGGACAGUAUCCCAUUUGGUAUCCUCCAUCUACUAAAAUCAAUUAAGAAUAACCCCAGCCUUAAAAUUAUUCAUGGACAUAUUACACAUUUGGUUUAAUCCCCAGAUCAUCACUUUCAAUGAGCCAAUGGAUAAACACACUGUAGCACGAAUACGCUAAAUUAUCUUUUGUUUUAACAAGACUAAUUGCAUUUAUUCCAUCGGCUUUGAUUUUGUAGUAGUUUCAAAGUACAGUCUGGAUAGGCUGCCAAAAUCAGGAAACGGACAGAAAAGUUUAGCAGGGAUACUUCAAUGAAGGACUGGUUGCCAAAAGGAUACCGUCUCUUUAAAUAUGUAAGAAAGCAGAAAACAUGCUUCUCUAUGCCUGUAUACGUCUGCCAUGCGGAAUCUUAGAGAUGGUUGCAGUCUAAAAAUGCUUUGUAUUUCUACAUCCUAUAGAUACAAUAUUUUCAAUUCUGUGACAGAUUAACAACCUAUAUAGCCGAGCAUAAACUUUAAAAACGGAAUUAUGGUAAUUUUGAUCUAGCAAACAAGGACGGUUAGUUGUGUUUCAGUAUUUCAGUGUAUUUUGGGUUUAUUCUGUGGAGGCCGCUAAUCGUUCUGGUAGCAUAUCUAUCGUUUUUUGUUCCAGUAUAAUGUGGCCAUAUUGAACAGCAGAAAUUAUGAAAAAAAUAGCACUGUAAUAUAUGUGUGAAUAUUUAUAAAAUUGAAUUUUGCUUUAUUUCAAUAAAUUUUAAAUGUAACUUUUAUUUUUGUUAACCAGAAAUCAUGGUUGGAGACGCAUAUUUUAUUAUUCUUAUAUAUCUGUGUGUGUUCGCACAGAAUCUAGGGACAAAACGCCGUGUUCUUUAAAAGUUGUUUCUAAAAUAUCAGGUUAUCAUAGCCAUUGCAAAAAUACAUUUAGAAUAGCGGUUUGGCGGACGGAGAAAAGCAGGUAUAUUUACAAAAACAUAGUCUUACAAAAGCUUUAGUUGAUGCAAUAUUGUAUAUGUUCCUGCUCCAGUGUUUAGUAAUUUGUGUUUAAUGAAUGGUAUAAUUCCAGUCACUGGCACCGCGUAUGCAUAACCUUCACAUUGAUUGGCGCCUGCUUGUUCUGUAGGCUCGGUAAUCGGCAGUUUGGCUCAGUGAUUCAAUUUUUUUUGCAGCAGUACAUUUGUUUUUAAACACUAACGGGUUCUUCUAAUGCAUACGAACAAUUAGGUACAGACGUUGUUUAAAUUUGCUAUUUUAGUAGAAAUCUCGUCGAAUUUGUGCCUGCGGUUUAAGACUUAAACCCAUUUUGUUCUUAAUCACUUGAGGCAAUGGGAUGUUUGAUAAAUCAGCAAGGCAUCGUUCUCAGUCGCCUCAGGUAAUCUGUGCUUCCUUCACGGAGCGCACUCCUGGGCUUAUCAAGGUGACAUUUCAAGCAUAGCACCUCAGGCAAGUAACGGUCCACUUGCAGCGUUAUGUGAAACUGAUUUCCUAUUGCAGAAUAUAGACUAGGUUUCAUUUUUUUGGUAAAAUUAUUUAUAUCUGACUUUUUAUUUAAAAGAGCAGACAAUUAUGAGAUCGAGUUGGUUCAGAAAUAGUUUAGAUUGUUUCCGUUGCGGAUCCCAAAUUAAUCAUUUUCAUUAGUGGCCCUGGGAUAUCGUCUUUAACUCUGGACUUCUCUCACUAAACAUUUUAGUUUCCUAGGCGCUUCCGACAGCCUACCUCUGACCAAACAUUUGGUCGCCUUUCUUGCUAUCUUUUCCUGUGGCUCGAUGACAAAUUUUGUGUACCCACCCCCCGGAAGAAGCGUCUUGGGACCUGAUAUUAUGAUAAAAUGGACCAAGCAAAUAUAACGCUUAAAUUCCCGAGGUAUUUAUGCUGUUGAGAUCAUAUGCAGAGGCUAUAAACUACUGUUCUGGAAGACAUAUUACAGAACCUGUAUAAUAGAACAAAUUUUCGCAAUAGAAAACAGGCCCACUCUGCAGGAUACUUUUCGCCGUCGUGUUCGGUCCAAAGCAGGGAUUCGCAACCUUUUUUUAUGCCCUGGACCCCCACCAUUAACCGAGGGGCCCGUGGACGUUCAGGUCGGGAACCGCUGGGCCAAAGUGUUUUGAUGAAAAAUGACAAAGUCUUGCAAAUCAGGAACAAGACUGGGAUUGCUGGGCUUGGCAGCAGUUUAUCUGAAUAACUCUCAGUUCUCUACAGUAGCGAACUGCUUAAUUGGCUCACGUGGGGAAAAUUAAUACUUGAUAAGCUAAGAUUCUUUUACCGGUGCAUUGAUUUCAAAAAGGCGCGAUCGCUGCAUAAUCAUCCCUUUAAAAGUUUAUGUACUUUAAAUCAACACGAUUGUGCUUCGAAUUAAAUAUACAAAACAAUAUUCAAGCGUCAAUGUUGUUUAGUGUUUUUGACCAUUUUCUCUUUCCAAUAUGAUUUAAUUUGCUCCCAGCUGUUGGUU